CUCUCUCUCUCUCUCUCUCUCUCUCAUCUCGUAUACAUCCGCUCCUUAUUCAUUUUUUAUUAAAAAAAGAAAAAAAAAUUAAUACGUUAUUUCGUAAUGUAUAGGCAAUCUACAUAAAAUAUAAAUUAAUCGUAAAAUUGCAUUGUAGAUCAUAAACCGUAGAUAUUACAUUCAGAAACUUAUUAUAUCGAACGUGGGAAAAAUGGUCGAUAAUAAUGGCGACGCUUUUAUCCGCGCGAUCCGCGCUAGUUUCACGCAGAACGAUGAUUCAGACUGUAUAUCUUCAGAUAAAUUGUUUCUUUUUGCUCAAUUAUUUCUUUUUUUGUUUUGUUUGAUUAGACACCGAGGUACUUAUACAUCUUACGUCAUGCGUUUAUAAAUAAUAGCCGCGCUUCUAGUGAGAAACGUCCUUUCGAAUUGAGAUCGAAACGAUAUAUAUCAGUUUAAUAAUUUCGACGUUGAUUCUAUUAUCUUUUCUCACUGAAUUUUUAGUCACUCUAUCUUAAUCGUCAUUAAGACGCAAAAUAGAGAUAGAAUGAUUCAAUCAGCGUUUUAAAUAUAGACCUUUAUUCUUGUCAAACUAAUAUAGAAUGAAAAAAGGGCGCGCUAAUAUCUUUGUAUGAAUUCUAUACUUGGUUUGUUCUUUUCAGUUGAAUGUCUUGCACAGUUCCUCUUGGUUCAAUGUUUCUUUUUUCCUUUAUACUGUGCAUAGAAAACAAAGAUUAAUUGCGCAAGAAAUGCAACUGAAAGAAUAAACCAACUAAUUUAAAAUAAUGUACAAAUUGUAAGUUUAUUCUUUUCACCUGAAUUUCUUGUACACUUCUAAUUACCUUUUUUUCAUAGAUGAGAAAAGAAAGGAGGAAAGAUAAAUCAGUUUAAAUAAAAAGAACAGGCAAUGACCGAAUUAAUCAAAUUAGUGGGUUUCAAUCAGAGUUUAGAUACAAAUUAUUCAAAGAAUCUCUUUAUUUUUCUUCUACGAUCUUGCUUAUCAAACAAACGUCAUUAUACAUAAGGUACUGCAAAGUCCGAACCAACUUCGUUAAUCGUCGAUUAAAGUUAAUCGAAGUUGAUUCAAAAGUGACUCUUUGGUCCCGAUUUGCAAUAGGUGUAAUAAAAGCUUUAGGCCGUAAUAAAUUGACCAAUCAUAAUCGAUUAUUCUUACAUUCAACACUGUAAUUAUUUAAGUCUAAUUGGUUAUUUAAAUUUGAUCAAAAUUUUUUUCUCUUUCUGAAGACUGUGUUCCACAAAAUUUUGCUAGCACUAAAAAAAAUCUAUAGUGCAUGUAACGUAAAUUAUAGAUUUUAACACUAGCAGUGAAUUUUGAAACACAAAAGUUUUCUUUUUAGCUGGACUAACUAUAGUUCAAAGUCUUUCUUUUUCCAAUAUAAAAGGAAAAAAUAUAUCUUUGAAUUGGUGCGGCCAGUUCAACUUAAAAAAAAAAAAAACCAGGAAUACAGCUAAAGCAAGGCGGUAGCGAUAUACUUAUUACAUCGCAUUAGGUUUGUUCGUGUCGUAUGCUCCAAUAUUCUACUGCUACAGUGGGAUUCCCUGGAUCACUCUGGGGGAAAAGCACAACAUUCAAGAGUUAAUUAUUUUUGCCUUAUGUCCGCCGUUCAUAUGGUUCGUAUUUCACAGAUAAUUAAGUAGUGCAUUUCAAUGUAUUUCAUUGUUCAAAGAUUGACCAAGAUUGACGAUUGUUUGUAAGAGCCAACACCACAUUAUAAAUAUAUUCAAGAAAGCUGUCCCGAUACGAGUAUCAAUAGGAGUUGAAGCAAGUUGAAGCAAAGAGAUUCUCGAUUGUUCUACGAUAGAGAAGAAAAGGAAAAUAGUCUUUGAAAAGAUAUUUGUCUAAUCAAGUGAUUAAGAAAAUAGAGCUAAAAAAUAUGCAGGGAUUACGUUGCGUUGGUAUUAUAGAUAUUGUUGUUAUUGGGAUAUUCUGUACCAGAAUCGCGGGAGCAACAGGUCAAGACAUGAUAACAUCGACGACAAAUCCUGCGUCAUUGGACAUCAAGACCACUGAGACAUUCAAUGAAUUUAAACUAAAAGCUGAAAGUAAUAAUUGCAAAUGCUUUAAUUAUGAUUGUGGAUGCUGUCAGCAUCUAAAAUGGGACGAAAUCUCUAUGGAUGGCAUAUUAUGCGCAAAUGCAAGUUAUCUCGUGAAUGAUUAUGGAAUUUCACUUACAUUAACAUUUAAUGAUUUCACAAUUAUUAAUGAAACAGUUUCAGCACGAAAUCCACCACCUAUUUGCUUUGGGGAGGACAUUGUAGAUGCAUUGGACAUUGAAAUUUGCUUACAUAUUUAUGAUAUACACAUACCGAUUAAAAACGAUAAGUUUCGCGCGUGUUUCGAGAUUUUGGGAAAAAUAAUGAAACUCAAAAUUACUAAAAUACAUUUAGGUUGUGUCCAGACUGAACUAAGUAAGAAGACUGAAUAUGUAAAAAACGAGGUUAAAAACAAUCUGUUACCGUUCUUUCGCAAAAUAACAAAAAUAAAUACACCUAGUGUAAUUAUGGUAUAAUGUAUUCAGUACAAAGAAUCUCUAUACGAAGUAUUGUAAGUUUUUCAUAUUUAUAAACUACAUUUUUUUCAGAAUAUGUCAAUGCAAAGUACAUCUAAGAUGCUUCUUUUAUUUUCGCUUUUAUACUUGCAUGGUAAUUUAAACUUUAUAUAAUAUAACGUUUUUUUAUAUUUGUUUAUGCAAAGUAAUACUGUAAUAUUUUAUGUUCUUUAUAUUUUGUUACAAACAUUACAUUUUAUUUCUGUGCUCUUGUAGAUCUGUACCUAUUAUUAAUUAAAUGACUGAUUACACAUUACAAA
Molecule: messenger RNA, 2818 nt
Organism: Solenopsis invicta (red fire ant)
Lineage: Eukaryota; Metazoa; Arthropoda; Insecta; Hymenoptera; Formicidae
Exons: 5
Coding region: 1884-2519 (211 amino acids)
Source: RefSeq, a predicted model, not a curated record